Symbiodinium natans is the source of this 1479-nucleotide messenger RNA. Lineage: Eukaryota; Dinophyceae; Suessiales; Symbiodiniaceae. The record is from the annotation of a GenBank genome assembly.
AUGGAAGACAAUUGCACGAACCUGGUUGCUGGAGAGUCCUGCCAGCAGACCUGCGCGCAAGGCUUCCUCCCAGCGAGCGGCUCCUCAGCCAUUCACUUCGCCUGCGACCUGCAGGGCAACAUCAACAUCUCUGGCUCAAUGCCUCAAUGUGAGCAGAUCAAGUGCAACGCAAGCGUCCUCAUCCCCAACGUCGAGCACACGUGUAGCGAGGUGCUCUCCGGGGGUUCAUGCUUCGCCUUCUGCAGUGAGGGCUACCAGAUGCAGUCGAGUAAGGCUUCAGAGGAGUGGAGAUGCGCACAUUCAGACAGCGGCCUCAGUGCAGUGAGCACUGUGCCGAUGGUGGAGGGCUACACCCUGCGGGGCCUCGCACCCGUCUGCAGGCCUCUUGCCUGCCUCUACAAGAUGCCCAGCGGCUCUGAGUAUGAGCACAACUGCGAGAACAUCGGCACCAACUCCAGCUGCAACGUGACUUGUGCCGAGGGCUUCGAGGGAGGUGGGCAAGAGACCUGGACAUGUCUUCCGGACCGCUCCUUUGCCGGAAACCUUCCAACCUGUUUGGAGAUUACAAGCACUGCCACCACUUCGGUUACGUCCACGGUCACCUCGACGUCCGCGACCGCCACCUUCUCGACCACGCACACGGCUACGACCACGACCUUCUGGAAUGGCACCGUCUUGAUCACCGGCUACUUCGAAAUCACGCCGUCCCGCGAAGAACGCAGGCGGCUGAGAGAGAACGAUGCCUCAGUGUUGAAUAGCGAGUUCAUCAACGCCUCGGAGGUUGAAGAAGGGAUCGUUCUCGCCAUGGCCUCGAUUUUGAAUGUCAGUAGUGGCGCUGUUCACAUCAACCUGACCUUCGCAACAGAUGCCGAAACCAUGGACGAAGUGGUGAGAGUCUACUACCUUGCUUCCCGUGCAUUCCCUACGCCGGGGGAGGCAGACGACUUCACAAACUUUGUGCAGAACAAGCUGAGUUCCAUCACGUCGCAGGAGGUGCAAGAUGUCCUGAACACCAUGCUGGAAAGCACGGGCGCCGUGCUCCGGAUUGGCGCGCUACGGUCGAUGACUUUGUCCGUGAGUCGCGCGGAAGAGACCCCCACCAAGCUCGACAUCCGCAAGGCCCCGGAGGACGAGUCCGGCAUCAUCUGGUACGUCGGCUUGAUUGGCUGCAUCUUGGUGAUCAUGGGCUUGUCGGGCUUGCUCUGGUACUUCAUCUACAAGAGUCGUAAGGAGGAGGAGGAGGAGAAGGCCGCGCAGGACCCCGCGAAGAAUGACGGCAGCGAGACGACGGUGGUCAUCGACGAGCCCGCUGAACCCUCUGAACCCAUUGCGGACAACGAGGCGAAGGUCAUGGUCAAAGAUCAGCCCGCUGAAGCCGAAGGCUUGCGACAGGCAGGUGCUGACCCAGCCACCGAGCUCGAGCUCCAGCCCUUCUCCGAGGACCCCACGGACGAGCCGAUGCAAGUCCGGGAGAUAUGA